UUGGUUACAUUUUUUUGUAAUUUACAAUCUCUUAAUUCUUUCUGGAUUUCCUAGCAGUAUUUCACACACGAAAGCUACUUCAAUAUUUGGCUUAAGAGUUUUUGAACACAUUCUAUUUUAAUUUAAAAUCACAACAUGGAAAGUCAUACCAAGGAGUUUAGUAACCCAGAUAAUCUUCCUUCUGAGAGUCUUACAUUACUUGUAUCAGAUGCAGGUGUUGUAAGAAAUGUUAAUGCCAUAGACCCAUAUUGGGUAGAUAAAAAGGAUUUAAUAUUCUAUGAAAGGCCUCCAUCAGGCAGUGAACGAGUAUUUGGUGCUAUUGACAACUGGAAAUCAAAAAUGGAACCAUAUUUAGAAUAUUUACAAGCACUACUACAAAUGGAGCAUCACAGAUUUUGGAGUACAAUAAUAUACCACAAACAGUGUAUGGACACAUUAAUAUCAUUCCUUCAAGAAGCAGAUCCACCUUAUGUCCCACCACACGAAAAUCCAGAUGUACAGAAGCUGUAUGAGGAAAUACGAAAACACAUACUAAUAGUGUUUAGUAGACUUGUUACUAAUAAAGAAAGUAAGUCGCGAUGGUUAACUAAAGAGUACAUGGGUGAGAUAAUGUACGAGAGGUUCAUAUUCACCGUCCCCGUGCUGUGGGAUAUCUGUCUUACGUACGGCUGCGACAACCCCCGGCACGUGUCGAGGCUGCUGCAGACGGUGUUUGAGCUGCAGCCGCAGUAUAGGGCAGAUGUGAUGCAUGCGCUGGCGUUUGUUAAGGAGGCUUUCAAAUACAUAAUACUACAAGUUAACAAAACAUAUGAGAGUGAAGAACCGCCUAACUUGCCAGAAACAUUCAAAGGAUUCGGAGAAAUAAAGCGACCGACAGACUCAAAGACUGAGACAAUAUCGUUCAGGACUCUCAGAGAUCUAGUACUACACUUACUAGACACGGCUAUGACGUUGAGAUUAUUCGUAGAAGUUUAUCCGGAGAGUGUGGAACUGUUUAAGAAAACUCAUUUUGUGUUAAGUAUAGUCCAACUCUACGAGUACGGUAUACCAAAUCUCUGCACCACCCUCCAGGCAGUUGGUGACAAAACAAGCAUACAGUAUACCGAAGUGGAAGGCUACAUCGAGCUAGCCAGAGCUGAACUCAUAGACUUGUUUAAGGAGAUACUAGCGGUGUACAAGAAUGCUAUAUUUAGUGGGGAAGGUAACAUAUCGACAACAGUAGAGUCAUACCUAUCUGCGAUGUUGGAGGCGCUGUCGGAGCGUCUGUUCGUGGCGGACUACCACGCCUGCUGGCCCGUCACCGACGACAUUGACAUGCUGAAACAGGCCUACCCUGAUAUUGAUCCCGUGAAGACUGAUUUUAUAUUGCAAGCGAUAUAUUCGAAUAUCGACGAACCGGUACCAGAGGAGACCAUAGCCAAUACAAACCCGGUACCGAACGGCCAUGUUGAGACCAUAGACAAUCCGGGACCUUCCAAAGACAACGAGAUACCAGAUAAUAUUAAAGAGGAGUCGCUCAUAAGUGAAGUGAAGGAUAUUCUGCCACAUUUAGGCGAUGGAUUCAUAUUGAAAUGCUUGAAACACUACGGCUUCAAUGCUGAAAGAGUUAUCAAUAGUGUGCUGGAAGAUACGUUGGCUGAUUCUCUUAGAGCACUCGACAGAAAUCUACCCAUAGUACCUGAAGAUCCUUUAGACAAUCAUUUCCUAGAGACCGGGGUACAGAGACUGAAUGUGUUCGACGGCGACGAAUUCGACAUUAUGACGAGAGACGACGUGGAUCUGACCAAGAUACACGUUGGCAAACGACGGGAUAAAUACAAGAAUGUCAGUCAGCUGUUAGACGAUAAGUCAGAGGUGAAGAGCAGGAUAGAUAUAUACAGUAAAUAUAACCUCGUGUGCGACGACGCGGCGAUGUACUCGGACGAGUACGACGACACAUACGACAGCGACGGAGCAGAGCCUCCCUCAGCCACUGCUGACCCCGACGAGGUGCGGCGGCCGUUCGUCACGCCGAGAGCUCUGGCGCAGUAUAAUAGACGGGAGGAAUCCGACGAAGAGUCAUCAGAGGAGGAGGCACCAAAGGCGGAGACAAGCCGGAACAGGAUGAACUUCUGCACCAACCCCGAGGAGCUACGCGCGCGCAGGGCGGCGGCCUACAGACCGCGGGGACACGCCCCCAGGCCGCAGCAACCCAGCCGGGACGUUAUCGGCAAGCCUAAAGGCCAGGGUCAGGAGAAGGAUGUGCUGGCCAACCGCGACAAGAAGGAGAAGCACAAGAGCUCCCGCGCCAACCACAACCGCCGCCAGGGAGCGCAGUGGAAGCGCAGCCAGGGGAUGAUGCCCUCGUAGGGCUACGUUGAUUGUUUAUGCGUUACUGCUUUAUGAUAGCUCAUUAAGGGGGCGAAUAAACCAAAAUAGAUAAUUUUAUAAUUCACUGUUAUACUUGAUAAUAAGCUGCUAAACGAAUUGAAGACGUGAGUUGAAGAGCACGAUAUCAUUUUUCCCUUAUA
Aricia agestis (brown argus) is the source of this 2510-nucleotide messenger RNA. RefSeq names its product activating signal cointegrator 1 complex subunit 2. Gene Ontology annotation, biological process: regulation of DNA-templated transcription. NCBI's taxonomy places the organism in Eukaryota, Metazoa, Arthropoda, Insecta, Lepidoptera, Lycaenidae. Gene Ontology annotation, molecular function: ubiquitin binding. The coding region runs from base 136 to 2349 and encodes 737 amino acids. The transcript has 13 exons. The record is from RefSeq and is a predicted model, not a curated record.